This is a messenger RNA of Vespa velutina, 3039 nucleotides long. Its product is annotated as choline/ethanolamine kinase. The coding region runs from base 435 to 1571 and encodes 378 amino acids. The record is from RefSeq and is a predicted model, not a curated record. Gene Ontology annotation, biological process: CDP-choline pathway; phosphatidylethanolamine biosynthetic process. The transcript has 7 exons. Gene Ontology annotation, cellular component: cytoplasm. Lineage: Eukaryota; Metazoa; Arthropoda; Insecta; Hymenoptera; Vespidae. Gene Ontology annotation, molecular function: ethanolamine kinase activity; choline kinase activity.
AAAAAGUGUAUAACUCACCCUUCCUCUCUCUCUCUCUCUCUCUCUCUCUCUCUCUCUCUUUCUCUCUUUCUAUCUAUUUUUCUUUCUUUUUUGUUCCCUAUCUUAGAACGUUCUCUAUUAUUCCAUUCGUACUGUCCUUUUUCUUAUUAUCCGACGUUAAAACAUAACCAGUAACAUCAAUCCUUCCUUAUCCGAAUAAACAAUCGUGGCCUAGAAUAAUCUAACGCCAUAUUUCCGUAUAUAAAGUAGCAAGAAAAUUAGAAGAAAAGAAACGAAAAAAAGAAAAAAAAACAAGUUAGAUCUAGUUAGAUCGACACGCCGCCAGUUUGAAAGGGAAAGAAAAACAAAGUGAUAUUUAUCAAUUACUCCAUCCAAUCGGUAAAUAUUUUUUAUUGAAAUAUUAUCAUAUACCGUACAACUUGGACAAAGCAACAAUGGGCGUGGAAAAUAAGAUGUCAGAGAAGAAUUUCGAGAUGAGGGAAACAGCUGCUCGUAUCUGUCGAGAUUAUCUUCAUGGUGUUUGGAAACGAGUUACAGCGGAGAAUAUCACCCUUAAACGUAUCAGUGGAGGCCUCAGUAAUUGGCUUUACAACGUUCAGCUGCCAGACGGUGCUGUCCCGAUACGCGGCGAGCCGCGGCAAGUUUUAUUACGACUGUACGGUCAAGUACAUGGGGAAAGGGCGUUGGAAGGACUUAUCACCGAAUCGGUCAUCUUCACGCUACUUUCAGAGAGGCGACUUGGCCCAAAAUUACAUGGUAUAUUUCCCGGUGGUCGUAUAGAAGAGUAUAUACCGGCUAGACCAUUAUUAACUAAAGAAUUGUCCGAUCCAACAUUGAGCUUGAUGAUAGCUGAAAAAUUGGGACAGAUACAUACUAUGCAAGUCCCAAUUAGUAAAGAACCAACUUGGCUAUGGGAUACUAUGACCAAGUGGCUUGCUACGGCGACAGAUAUUUUAGAAAAUAUUGAUGAGAUUGAUUCGCGCCAACACGAUAACGUCUACGUUUUGCGAUCGAUCGAUCUCGAACAUGAGAUAAAUUGGUUCAGAGAUCUCGUUGCACAAGAAAAACAUCCGGUCGUAUUUUGUCAUAACGAUAUGCAAGAGGGUAACAUCCUUCUUCGGCAAAAUUCGCGAAAGACCGAAUUGGUUGUUAUCGACUUUGAAUAUUGUUCCUACAACUACCGAGGUUUUGAUAUCGCUAAUCAUUUCAUCGAAUGGCAGUACGAUUACACAGCGGCGAAAUAUCCAUUCUUCCAUGAACGAACAGGGGCUGGACCUACGAAAGAGCAGAAGCUCGAUUUUAUCAAGAGUUACUUGAGAACAGUCCAGAAGGAAUCUCAGGCAGAAGAAGAACGUAUAAUGAUGGAAAUAAAAGUAUUUUCGUUAGCCAGUCACCUGUUUUGGGGCCUUUGGAGUAUCGUCAAUGCCAAAUUAUCUGAAAUACCAUUUGGAUAUUGGGAUUAUGCAGUAUGUAGGCUACAAAAUUAUCAAUGUUUGAAAGAAAAAUUAUUAAUUCCUGGACCUCCUACAUUGGAUGGUGCUAUUAGAAGAAAAGUAACGGAUACUGAUUGAAACAACGACGCAUCACUAUCAUCAGCGAGUGAAACUCUUCACCCUUUUGAGGGAAGUUUAAUUUUUAUCAGCCUUAGACAUCAGUAUGCGCAAUGGAUGAACACAGAAAACGUAACAGUAAAAAAUAUGGCUGAUGAAAGAGAUUUAAUCAUUGACAAAAUUAUCAACAUACAAAGACGAAUCUUUCCAUUUGAUAUGUUUUUCAUGGAGAAAUGGAAAGAAUUCACGGUGAAAGGAUGUGAUAUAGCAUAAAUAAAUCGCUUCAUAAUCUUAUGAGAAAAGAUUUAACAGAUCGGAAGUAUAAUGAGGAAUAGAAAAAUCGAAAGGAAUGGAUAAUAUCAUAAACAAAAAUAUAAAAAAAAAUUAAGAACAUAUGCGAAAAGCGAAGAUGAUGCACCGCCAUCAUAACGAUCAUUAAAAUUUGAUAAAUGUGUGUCUUAACUGUUUAAAAUGUGAAAGUGAACUUGCCUACAAAUAAUUGCACUGUACUUAACAAACUUAGAUUAUACAGGAAUUCACAUUUAUUUUUUCAUAUAUAUAUAAAAAAAAAAUUUUGCACGCGCUUAGUAUAGAAUCUGAUACGGUAGCUUAUUUAUGAUCGCACGUAAUGAUAUUAAUCUGUAAAUAUUUCGACAAAAUUUAACAGCAAUAACUUCUGUUUUUAAUAAUUUGCACAUUAAUAAUUGAUAUUUUACAUUGGAUUAUACACACACACACACACACAUACAGAGAGAAAGAGAGAGAGAGAUAGAAUGAGAAAGAGAGAGAAGGGAAGUAAAUAGAAUUGCCAUCAUAAAUCAUUUAUAGCAAAAGACAAAUUGGUAGAAUUAAGUUGGGCAGAUGAUUUUACUAUCAGUCACAAGUAUCUAUUUGAUGAUGCACAAACAAACGAUUUUCGUUAUAUAAUUAGGAAUAUUUUAAUUAUAUUACAUUAAAUUAAUACUGAAAGAAAAUCAUUAUCAUAUUUAUAUCAUUAACAUAGUUCAUAUCGUGACGAUGAUGAUGUCCAUUUAUAAAUUUCUUGACUGCUCUCUACCAGUGUUGUAUAUUGCUUCAUAUUUUAUUGCACGAUGAUAAUAUAUCGCAUUUUUAUUGUACAUAUAUAUAGGGACAGUAUAAUAAUAGCAAAGAUUCUUUGACAAAUAUUUGAAUCUUAUAUUGUAAAUAUAUACACGUAUAUAUAUAUAUAUAUAUAGAUAUAUAUAUAUAUAUAUAUUUUUAAAUAAAGAUGCUCUUUAAAAAUGUUCAUUUUAUUAUAUUAUCGAAAUUAUCGAUUAAAUAUAUUUGUUUUUUACCUUUUGUUAAAUAAAUAAACAUAUUUUUGCAUAUCGGCAAACUAUAUGUAACGCCGCUUUUAGUUUAUAUUUUUAAUAAUAAAGAUAAUUUUCAAUAGAUCAACUUUUGAUGAUACUAUACAUAUGAAUGUGAAGAACAUUAUUAAUUGGUAGAAUAAAUAUUCUUUAUCGUA